AUUAUAAUAAUUAUAUGAAAAAAUAGAAUUAAUCAAUGUCAAUUAAUAGUUAUCUUUAUUGUUGUGUUUUUUAUCAACCAAAUAAAAAGUUUUCCAUGAUCAAAUUUUUGAGAUCGCCACGUUACGGCUUAUCGCUUCGUAAGUAGUAUGAUUGUGCCGUUAAUAUUGCAUUAGUGUGUUCUCCAUAGUUUCGGUGCAUUAAUUUAUAUCUACGAUACAAUGCAAUAGAUAGUAGCGCGUAGAAUGUGUUUUAAUAAGUUACACAUUUAUAAAAUCUGAGAAAAGUUAAUUCUUUUCAUAUGAUUUAAACAAUAUAAGAGUAAAAAACGAAUUAUAAAGGUUAGAUACAAUUAUUAAAGAAGAACAAACCGCAAAGUUUCAUGCAACUUUGAUAAAUUAGCUCUCAAGCUUAUAUACAGAGAAUAUAGCCAAGUGCAAAAUGGAUAAUAAUAAAGUGGAGGACGAAAAUCAACGUAAUAUUAAUGAUGGGGAUUGGAUUUGUCCCGAUUCUCAAUGUGCCAAUGUAAAUUUUGCAAGGAGAAAUUCUUGUAAUCGAUGUGGAAAAGACAGGGGAGAAUGUCCUAAGAAAAAAAAAUUAGGACAAGAAAUUGGCAAAGCAGCUGCAGAAAAAAGUAGAGGUUUGUUUAGUGCUGAUGAUUGGCAGUGCAGUAAAUGUGGAAACGUAAAUUGGGCUCGACGACAACAAUGUAAUAUGUGUAAUGCACCAAAAUUUGGAGAAAUUGAAGAACGUACAGGAUAUGGAGGAGGAUAUAACGACCGAGGAGUUGUUGAAUAUAAAGAAAGGAGAGACGAUGAUGACGAAUACGAUGAAUUUGGACGUCGUAGAAAGAAACGAAAAAUUGAAAACCGUUCAGAUGACGAUUCCAAAGAUUCUAGGUAUAGCAGUCCACCACGUAAUAAGUCUAAAGAUGAAGAUGAUAGAAACGAAAUAGAAGAAGAUCAAAAUGAUGAAGAUGAAGAAGAGGAAGAUGAUGAAGAAGAUGGUGAUUUAUCUAAAUAUGAUCUUAGUGAAUGGGAUGACUUUGCAGUUAAGAAAAAUACAAAUGGGAGCACUGUAUCUUCAGAAGAACAACAAUCAAGAGACAAAGAUGACUGGCGCGAUUCGGGAACAUCUAGUCAAUGAAAAUAUGUGCAGAAGGAAAGGUGAAACGAAAUUUCAAGAAUGACAAAUUCUCGACAACAAGAGAUAUAACACAACGCAACAAAUUUAGUGAUUUAGUGAGCACCUUUGGAUAAAGUGAUGAACAAUAUAUACAACUUAUUGCAAGGGGAAUCGAUUACAAAUAAGCUUUACAUUUCGUGACUGAGCUCAUAGCUUCAUUUGACUCAAUGGAUGGAGAGUGAAAUGUAGGUUACUUAUUUGCGCAAUAUUGUCCUAAAUAUUGCAUAGUAAUGUGGAAAUUCGUAAAAUACUUGGCGCAGGUAGAAUAUUUCUCUAGUAAAUGAAAUUAAAACAAAAAACAGAAAAACAGAAUGAAAUCUGUAAUAUUGACAUAAUUUUAUGGAUGAUAUGUUACACGACUCGUUGUAAAAACUUUGAAUUAUGAACAUAGAUGAAAUCUUAUUUCUAACUGAAAAUAUAAAGUCUUCGAGAAAGCUCUCUAUCAUCAUGUCACAUAUUUAGAAAUGUUCUUUAUGUUAUCACAAAAUUCAUCAUUUUGCGCUAAAUCGCUUAAAAUAUUGCUCAAGCUGCUUCGAAAAAAAUUUUUUUUUUAGUUUAUUUUCUCGCUUCGUCUUUCUCUAAUUUUCUCAUUCAUUCUUUUUUUUUUCUCUUUCUUCAUGCAUAACAUCUAACGAUUAAAUAAACAUAUUAUAGUAUUAAAAAAUCAUUCCUUAAUGAAUAUAGAUAUGUAUUGAUGUCUUCAGAAAGAAGAAAAAAGGAUACAUUUUCUUGUUUGACUAUCACAGAUCCGAGUAAGUUGGAAGCAGCCUGUUUUUUAAAUGAAAAAAAAAAAAAAAAAAAAAAAAAAAAAAUUAUGAG
This is a messenger RNA of Apis mellifera (honey bee), 2002 nucleotides long. RefSeq names its product zinc finger Ran-binding domain-containing protein 2. The transcript has 8 exons. Gene Ontology annotation, biological process: RNA processing. Gene Ontology annotation, molecular function: lipopolysaccharide binding; RNA binding. The record is from RefSeq and is a predicted model, not a curated record. The coding region runs from base 440 to 1144 and encodes 234 amino acids. NCBI's taxonomy places the organism in Eukaryota, Metazoa, Arthropoda, Insecta, Hymenoptera, Apidae.